AUGUCUUUCCGAGUCGUCAUUGUGGGUGGUAGUGUGGCUGGCCUAGCCUUGGCCAACAUGCUUGAAAAGUUCGAUAUCGACUUCGUCGUGUUGGAAGCUUAUCCCGAUAUCGCCCCUCAAGUUGGCGCCAGUAUUGGUCUGUUGCCCAACGGUCUCCGUAUCCUGGACCAGCUUGGCUGUUACGAUGCGUAUCGGGCAAAGGCGGAGGACCAGGUCUAUCAACACGCAUACUUGCGAGAUCCGUCCGGCAAGGCGUAUGGAUAUCAGCACGAUCUUAUGGCUAUGCUCGGGUACCCGAUGAUAUUCAUCGACAGGCAAAUGCUCAUCCAGGUGCUCUACUCGAACCUAAAUCAUAAGGAGAGGGUUCUUACCUCCAAGCGAGUCAUCUCUGUCGACAUCUUGGAAGCUUCUGCUGAGGUUACAACAAAGGAUGGCCAAGUCUUCAGCGGUGACAUUGUCGUCGGAGCGGAUGGCAUUCACAGUACGGUGAGAAAGGAAAUGUGGCGACACGCUCCCCCUGGCUAUUUCCCCCAUGACGAGUAUUCUAAGGUCCCGGCUUCAACUCUUUGCAUCUUUGGAAUUUCUAGCCGCCCUGAUGCCUAUCCUGGAGCCAGUCAGCACAAUACCCUAUCAGAAGGUCACAGCUAUUUUGUCAUGGCUGCUCCAGGAAAUAGAGUUUAUUGGUUCUUGUUUAUGGAAUUGAAGGAAACGCUUUAUGGGGAAAACAUCCCGAGGUUCACUAAAGACGAUGAAGCCGAAAUUGUGAAACAGCACUUUGACGAUUGCAUUAUUGACAACAUAACCUUCAAAGACUUAUAUGACAGGCGUAUUAUAACCACUUUGGCGCCGCUUCAGACGUAUGUGUUUGAGAAGUGGCACUACAAAAGACUUGUAACUAUCGGAGACUCCGCUCAUAAGGUCGAUCCCGUCACGGGCCAGGGCGGAAAUGGCGCCAUUGAGUCCGGGGCACUUCUAGUGAAUGCCCUUCUCCGAAAGCUAGACACGAAUUUGAAUUGUCUGAACGAGAAGCAGGUGGAAGACGUAUUCGCAGAGAUACAUGCCGGUAGAUUCAAACGGGCCCAAGAUGUCGUACAACAGGGCUACUGGCUCCAGAACGCCUUCACACAACGGUCAGCGAUGGGGAAGCUUAUUGCACGUUAUUUCAUGCCAGCCCUUGGGUCAUUUGGAGUUCUUUAUAGAGGCGUGGAGUUUUGCUCUCCAGCGACCAGCUUGCAUAGGCUUGAAACUCCUCGACGUCCUCGGGCUGUGCCAUUCGAAGACGAGCUGCCCGCAAAAGCAGUGAAAGAUCUACACCAGAUUAGCAAGCUAGCAUCCGUCGCUAUCACUGUGUGCUUAUGUGCUUUGGCCGCUGAUCUGGUGCGCUUACCCAAGCGCCUUGAUUUAGCUAUUGAAGCUUUAAGCUUGAUGGAUAUAUCAAGGGCAUCAAUUUUACCGGUCAUUACUUUUCUUGUCAAAAUAGCCUCCCUCCUGGCGAUGGCACUAGUUGAGUCCAACCGAAUCGGCAACAAGCUCACUUCAUGGGUCCUAGAUAAGAUCGCCGUAUUUACCACUGUCAACAACUUCCUUGGUCCAGGUGCCUUAGGCCCUCUAGCCGCACUUUUUGCCCACUGGUCAUGCGGCCUCAUCGUCGGAAGACACGUGCCAGUUGAAGCUGCAAGAAUGAUUCUACCGAUCGUCGCAGUCGGGUAUGUCCUUCCGGCUGCUAUCGCCAUGUCCAGGAUGGAUUCUACCUCAAUCAUGAUCUGGAAGAAUGCCCCCAUCAUCUGCUUCAUGCUCGCAAGAAGUCCUUUGGCGCUUGCAAGCCCUUCGGGAUCACACAUACCCGAUGACGAAAAGUCCAAGCUUCAGAUCGAAAGGGAAAGGACUCGCAACAUGUUUGCGAAAGCAGAUUUGCCAUAUAUUCGACUUGUCCACUACUCUGCUUUCCUAGUCUCCGCGGCCACUCAACUGAUCAACGUCUGUCAUCAUGGUAGCCUCGUAAACUUGACAUUAGCAAGAAACAAUGUAAGACUAGAGAUGCUGGGAUUUUCUAGGUACGAUGAUCUGGCUUUUACACUCUCUUCGCUGAUGCUCGCGCUCGGAGCUGCGCCGUUGAGCCUGCGCCUGCGUGGGUACAUCACGACAAGUCAGUCUUUUGCAUCUGCUCUUUUCAUCUGUUUGGGACUUCCGAUCGUUGGUCCAACGGCCACGAUAGCGGGUAUGGCCAUUUACCGAGAGUCCAUUCUUGCGGGAUUUGGACAGUAG
Messenger RNA from Clonostachys solani, 2265 nucleotides. Lineage: Eukaryota; Fungi; Ascomycota; Sordariomycetes; Hypocreales; Bionectriaceae. The record is from the annotation of a GenBank genome assembly.